Molecule: messenger RNA, 1528 nt
Organism: Chrysemys picta bellii (western painted turtle)
Lineage: Eukaryota; Metazoa; Chordata; Testudines; Emydidae
Gene: CENPW
Product: centromere protein W
Biological process (GO): mitotic cell cycle; kinetochore assembly; chromosome segregation
Cellular component (GO): nucleoplasm; kinetochore
Molecular function (GO): DNA binding; protein heterodimerization activity
Source: RefSeq, a predicted model, not a curated record
ACGUUUAGAGGAAAAGGGGAGGAGCCGCCGCCUUCACUGUUGCGGGCGGGUGCGUCAGCAGGAGUCUUGGUGCGGCUGCGCGGCGAUUGCGCGGCGGAUUCGAACGGUCCUGAGGCCGGCGGGGCCAGCAAAGGGCGGUUGGACACGCGCGUGAAUUACGGGGGGCCCCGCGGUGGCGGGGAGGAUGAAGCGAGCGGCGCCCCGCAGUACCCUGCGGAACCUGAUAAAGAGACACAAGCCCCAGCUUCGUCUGGCGGCCAACGCCGACCUGCUGGUGCAUUUGAACUUCUUACUGUUUCUCCACCGAUUAGCAGAAGAAGCCAGGGCAAAUGCUUUCGAGAACAAGAGUAAAACAAUUAAAUCUGAACAUGCCAUGGCGGCAGCAAAGGUUAUCUUAAAGAAGAGCAGAGGCUAGGAAAUCAAGAAGUACUUUCUAAUCCUGUUUGCUUUACCCAGUGUAUUUUUAUUAACUCUUAAGUAUCAUGGCUAAGAUCCUCAGUUGGUAUAAAUAAGCAUACAUUCAUUGAAGUCAGUAGAGCUACACUGCUUUACCUUUGAGGAAUUGGACUUAUGUUCUUAAGAAACAUUCAUGUUUAUAGGUGAUAUGCAUUCCUUUAUACAUGGGUCUCUUAUCAAAGCAUGAGGCAAACACUUGUGGUGAAAGUAAUUUUUUUUAUAAUGUAAGUUUUCGGCUGCAUCUUCAACUAAAAUAUUGGGAAAAGCCUAUAGCAUUUCCCUUCCAUGUGUUUACUGGAGUCAUAUUCCUAAUUAGAAAGUGUUUCCUCUUAUAUUAAUCAUUCUAAAAGAGACUUAUUAAUGAGGAGUUUACUCUGUAUGUCAGUUUAGUUCUUCUUGUUACACAGACAAAAUGUUGGCUUCUUAAAGAAUGACAGUCUGACAAUGUUGCAUCAAAUAUCUUGGUUUCAGAUUGUUUAUAAAUGUCAAGUUUCACAGCCUUAAUUUUUGAAAUAAUUUUUAAGAACAGCACAAGCUACUUGAAUAAACCUUCUAUAUUUUAUUUGACUGGUAAUGGGGUACAGAACCUUUAUUUUUAGAUGGUGCCCUAACUUCUCCCAAAAUUGCUCCAUUGACUAUCCCGUGGUUUAUGUCAAAUGUGCUGAUGGUCUUAAUUCAGGUCCUUGUGGACAGGUGCACUUCAUAAAAACAACCAUUACAACUGACAUCAAUUGCUAUGCUUGAAAUUAGACCUAAAAGUGGCAUCAAGGAUCAGCUAGGCAUGGAUACUAUGCUGCUCUCUGUACCCUUCUUUUCUCUGGGUUGAAUCUCAGUGAUGUGUGGAUAUGUUGUAUGUAUUUUACAUAUAUAGUGCUUCAAUUUCAAGUGCCUGGAAUCCUUAUGAAACUAAACUUUUUAAAAUGUAGACUUGUAUCUUAUUCUUUCGUACAAUAACACUUUGUUCUUUUGUGUUACUUUGAUUUAUGUAACAUUAGUUAACAGUGCUUCAUGUGUGCAUAUCAGUUAAUUAUUUUUCAUGGAACAGAAAAAAAUAAAGGCUUUUUGUACAACA